Messenger RNA from Tetrahymena thermophila SB210, 3762 nucleotides. Its product is annotated as E1-E2 ATPase family protein. The record is from RefSeq and is a predicted model, not a curated record. The transcript has 16 exons. Lineage: Eukaryota; Ciliophora; Oligohymenophorea; Hymenostomatida; Tetrahymenidae. Gene Ontology annotation, biological process: intracellular potassium ion homeostasis; proton transmembrane transport; sodium ion export across plasma membrane. Gene Ontology annotation, molecular function: P-type sodium:potassium-exchanging transporter activity; nucleotide binding.
AUGACUGACUAUCAGAAAGUAAAAAAAGAUUAAAAUGUUAAGCUUAGUAGUUUAAUUAUAAGUGCAUUUACUUAAGAUAUGAAUGAUCUUUAGUAAAAAGAAAUAUAAAGAAAAAUAAACUCUUUGACUGAUGGUUUUAAAAAAAUUGCUAUAAGGCAAGCUCUUAAAAGGAAUAAAUAUUUAUCUAACUAAUCUGAUGAGGAAUAAAGCAAAUUAAGAUAAGGAGAAAGCUAUAAGUUUAUUGAUGCUCACAGAAUCAUUUUAGAGGAGCUGCUUGAAAGAUAUUAAACUGAUAUAUACAAAGGAUUAACGGAUAAAGACGCAAAACUAAGAUCUCUCAAACAGAAAAAUAAAAUAAAAAUAAUUACCUAAAAUAGCAUGUUGAAAAGAUUUUUAAAAGAAUUACUUACUUUAUUUCAUUUACUUAUACUGCUCGCUUCUAUAUUAUGCUUUAUAUUAUAUUCAUAACAGAAGCAAUUCUAAAUGUUAGUAACUGCAAUCCUCUUGUUGUGUUUUGUGAUUAUUUCUUCCAUUAUUGGUUCUUAUAGAUAAAGAAAAGGACAAAAUAUUUUAGAAAAUAUUGAGAAAAGUAUACCUAAGAAUUGCAUUGUAACAAGAGAUGGUGAAGAUAGAUAAAUCCUUUCUAUAAAUUUGGUGCCAGGAGAUAUAAUUAAAUUAAGUGAAGGCAUGACAAGUCCAGCAGAUGUGAGAAUUAUUGCUUCUACAGAUCUGUAUGUGAACAAAGAGAUAUAUACAGGAUCUUCAAUUGAGGAGUAUAUGCAUCCUGAGUGUUCAAAUAAAGAAAAUCCCUUAAACACAAAUAAUAUUAUAUUUUUAGGAUCUAAAAUAGUAAGAGGAAAAGCUAAGUGUUUAGUUAUUUCAACAGGAGUAGACACUUUGAUUUAAGAUUUGGGAUAUAAAUGUAGUCAAGAAGAUUACUUCCCAGACAGCUAGCUAAAAAAAGACUUUGAUCAAUUCUUAAAUAUUGUUAGUAUUGUACUUAUUUCAAUAACAAUAUUUACAUUGCUAAUUAAUUUGGGAAAAUCAGAAAUAUUUGGAAUGUAGUACCACCUUUAAUACAUGAUAGGAAUGAUUGUUUCUGGUUUGCCACUAGGAAUGAUUAUAUUGAAAACUUCUUAUCUACUUAUUGUUUAAAAGUAAUUAAAUGAAGAAAAUAUUGAUGUAAAUUAUAUUGAGGCUAUAGCUAUUCUUGGAUAAACAACAUGUAUCUGCACAGAUAUGACAGGCACUCUUACUUUAAAUAAGCCAAUAGUGUCUAACAUUUGGUAUGAUGACAAAGCACGUCUUGCAAAAAAUAAAUAACUUGCUUUGCCCACUGAAAAACUCCAGUAUAAUAUAUAAACAGAUAAAACAUUAAUUGAAUUAAUGUAUUGUGCAACUUUAUGUAACGAUUCUAAUUUUGAUGAUAGACUGCCUUAACAAAUUAUUAAAGAAGUUGUAAAUAACAAAAAAAUGUCUUUUGAGUAAAAAAAAGAAAAACUUCAAAAAGAAUAAGAAUAGUACACUAAAGAUCUUAAAAAAAAAUAGUGGAUUGACUGGCCUUGCUCAGGGAUUCAUCACAAUGAAAAUGCUUUAAUUAAAUUUUUCUAACCACUAAAAGAUAUCAGAAUUAUUAGAGAUGAGCAGCCAAUAGUUAGAGACUUUAUAAAAAACAAAGCUAAAAUACCUUUUUCGAUAUCAUCAAAGUUCUCAAGUGUAAUUUGUAGAAAUAACAAAGAAAAUUCUCAUUACACUCUAUAUACAAAAGGUGCACCAAGUGUAGUAUGGAACAUGUGUGAUAAAGUAAUGUAUAAAGGGGAAGUAUAAUCAAAAAAUAGUAGUUGGGAAAUCAAAUUUGAGAAAAUCCUUCAAUUAUAUGGAGAAAAAGGAGAAAGAGUGUUGGCUUUUGCAAAAUUAGAUUUACCUUAAGAAGAAUUUGAUUACAACUUCUAAUUUAAUAUGACAAAUCCAAAUUUUCCCUUAAAUAAUCAAGUUUUUAUUGGAUUAAUUUCUUAACUUGAUCCUCCUGAUUAUGGAAGUGCAAACAUGGUUAGAAUAUGCAAACAAGCAGGAAUAAAAGUUAUUAUGUUAACAGGCGAAGAGAGUCUCACUGCUACUUAAAUUGCAAAAAGCUGCAACGUAAUUACGAUGUAGACUUAAAUAGAAUUGAACAAAGAGCUAAAUGUGGGUGAAAAAGUAGCUUUCUAAGAGGCUUAGGCUUUAGUAAUAGAUGGAGAAGAAGUAGCUAAAAUUCUCACUCGAGAAGAAGGUUUACCUAAAAAGUAAAAGGGAUUAAUAUUGAAAGAAUAUUUAAGAAAACCAGAAGUUAUAUUUUCUAAGGUGCAACCAGCCCACAAGGAAUAAAUAGUCAAGACACUUUAAAAAACAGGAUAUUUAGUAACAGCAACUGGUUUGACUAUCAGAGACACACCAGCUUUGAGAUAGGCAGAAGUAGGAGUUAGUUUUGCAAUUUAAGGGGAUUAAGUAGCAAAAGAUACAUCUGAUAUAAAACUUCAGAAUGAUUAAUUUAUAACAUUAGUAAAAGGUAUUGAAAAAGGUAGGUUGGCAUUUGAUAAUCUAAAAAAAUCUGUAACAUUUUGUCUAUCUUCUACAGUUUCGCAAAUAGCAGCCUUUAUAUUUUUCUAUUUAUCUGAAAUGCCUUUCGGUCUAACACCUAUUUAAGUUUUUAUUUUAGAUAUUGGCUUGAUUCACUUACCAGCAUUAUUAUAUGUUUAUUUAUAACCUGAAAUACCUGUUAUGGAAAGAAAACCAGAGUUAUCAAACUAAGUCAAUAAGAAAAUGAUUUUUUCAAGUUACUUAUACUUUGGUUGGUUUUCUUUAUUUGCAGGUUUUUUAGCAUACUUCUCCGUUUUAAGUGAUUUUGGUCUUUCAUAUAGCGAUGUUAAAGGAUUAUCUGCUUUAAAAGUUUACGUUCCUUUUGUAGGAGAUGAAUAUGAUCCUCAAAGUCCAUGGUUAGGCAACUCUUUGUUAAGACAUAUUUACCCUUGUGACUCUUCAAAGAAUUAUGAAACAAACUAAACUUUUUUGGACUGGCAAUAUGAUUCUCAUAUUUUCUUUGACCUCCGUUUGGCUUUUGCUGAAUGCUAAAAAGAUGGUUCGUGGAAGUCAACAUUUAUAAAAGAAGAAUCAUAACAGAAUAGUUACAACUUAUGUCAAAAUCUUGGACUUAACAUAUUUAAUAGUAGACCAAAUUGCUAUACAACAGAGACAUUUAAAUAUGCACAGACUGCUUAUCUUUACGCUUCUUCAUUAGUAAUGAUCAUACAAUACUAUAUAAGUAAGUCUAAGAUUCAAAGUGUUUUGUAUGAUAGAAUAGAGAACUUAGCAAUACCUUCUGGAAUAUUUUUAUAGAUACUAACUUUACUCAUAUUUACUUUGAUUGAAUCUAUUAAUGAUACAUUCUCAACAAGAAAAUUGGAUCUAAAAUAUUAUGGUUGGUUUGGUGUUCCAUUUGCAAUAUUACUCGUAAUAUUAGAAGAGCUAAAAAAGAAAUUAAUAAGAGAUUAGCUAUCGAAUUCUAAAUAACAGAAAUAAAAAAAUGUUGAUUAAGAAGCAGAUCCUGAGAAGAAAUCUUUAAAAGAGGAAGAAAAGAAGGAUAAAAAAGAAAAUGAAGGAUUUGAAGAUGAAAAAGAUAAUUUAAUUUAUAAAAACAUGCACUUUAAUUAAGAAAUGUAGAACAAAUUUAAAUUCUUUAUUAAAAAGAACGAAAAUACAUGGAUUAAAAGAAACAUUUUAAUAUGA